This is a messenger RNA of Rotaria sordida, 369 nucleotides long. The record is from the annotation of a GenBank genome assembly. Lineage: Eukaryota; Metazoa; Rotifera; Eurotatoria; Philodinida; Philodinidae.
AUGAACGCGCUUGUUCGCUCACAUGUGCCGAAUGGUAUACGUCUUAUUGCAAUUUAUAUUGCUGAGGCACAUUCACAAGAUGAAUGGCCAGUUGGUCAGACAAUUUCAUGUGUUGAUCAACCAAAAACAUUUGAACAACGACUUGAAAAUGCUCGAAGAUUUAAAAAAGAUUUCAAUUUCGAAAUGCCUAUGUUUGUCGAUGAUAUAAAUAAUACUUUUCUUAAUACCUAUGGAUCAUGGCCAUUUCGUUUCUUUGUCAUUUAUGAAGGUAAAUUAAUAUUAAAAGCUGAACCUGACAAGGAAACAUUUACUUAUGAUAUGAAUGAAAUCGAUAAAUGGAUUACAAACUUCUAUCAAUCACAUACUUAA